This is a messenger RNA of Microbotryum saponariae, 509 nucleotides long. Lineage: Eukaryota; Fungi; Basidiomycota; Microbotryomycetes; Microbotryales; Microbotryaceae. The record is from the annotation of a GenBank genome assembly.
AUGUUGGAGCACCCACGAACUGACGCAUCCCAUCUCUCCCUCUCUCUGCGAAUCAGGCAAAUCUUCGUCAAGACUCUUACGGGCAAGACGAUCACCCUCGAGGUCGAGUCGUCCGACACGAUCGACAACGUCAAGACCAAGAUCCAAGACAAGGAAGGCAUCCCCCCAGACCAGCAACGUCUCAUCUUCGCCGGCAAGCAGCUCGAGGAUGGCCGCACCUUGGCCGACUACAACAUCCAAAAGGAGUCGACCCUCCACUUGGUGCUCCGCCUCCGAGGUGGUAUCAUUGAGCCCUCGUUGAGGAUCCUCGCCCAGACCUACAACUGCGACAAGGUAAGGUGCAACCAGAUCUCCACAUUCUAGCUAGGUUCUGACAUGGUUGAUAUUCGCUGCCCGCACAGAUGAUCUGCCGCAAGUGCUACGCCCGUCUCCCUGCCCGUGCCACCAACUGCCGCAAGCGCGCAUGCGGUCACUCGUCCCAGUUGAGGCCCAAGAAGAAGCUGAAGUAA